UUUGUCCAAAACACACGGCUCGCGUCGGCCCAGUCCUUGAGUUCGCCUAGUCUUUACGAUCUAAUAUCUCUAGCUUGUCACGAUACUACACGAAACCUAUCAUUCGCCUGACUAAACAUUCGCUUCUCUCCAUGAGUGGCGCUGCGGCCUGGUCCCAGACGGUGGGCAUUUGGUCGGGUCUGCCACCAUGCUGAGCACCUCCGCGACGUCGGCUCAGAAGUCGUUGGGUACGCAAGCAGCCAAUUCUCCCCUCACCACCUCGCGACCGAGCCUCGAUGGCGGACUUCGACCACCUGCCGCCGGCGAUGGUGCCCGAAGCAUGACAUCCACGAUCACCUCCCUCGCACCGAGCCGUGGUGCUUCCUUCAACCCUUCCCAACCUCCAGGGAGUUUUAGUUCCGACCUACGCAGUCAAGCUAUCCAGUCGAGGGCUGGCUCGAGGGCCGACGUCUAUAUCCGCGAAAAGCUGGACGAGGAUGACGAUUCCAUGGCCGAGACUACACUUAAUUCGUUGAAGGACUCGCUUAGCCGCGAGAUGAAAAUAAAAGAGGGAAGCGAAAAUAUGCUUGAAGCUUUAAAUGCAAAGAAAGCGAAACAGACCAAAGAGCAACGCCAGAGGGUGGAGGCCGAGCUUACAGCCUCGAAUACGAGAAUAAAAGAGCUGAAACAAAGGAUCACAGAUGCGCAGCGAUCUAAGGUCGUGCCUAGCACGCCUACGAGAACACGCAACGAGGGGUUGUUGCGUAACGAAGGUCUGCGAUCGCCCCCAAGCGCAUCUAGGAGCGGUGCCGGAUCCGACUUCGAAGAGCCGACGGAAUCCCCGACAUUUGCACUUGCCGAGAUACUGCAAGCUCUAGAGGUCGAAGGGAUGACCCCUGAAUACUAUGUGGGGGGAGCCAACAACCUGGUAGAUCUCUUCAAAAGGCAUCCCACGCUGAAGUAUGACUUGGUGUGGUCUGUUUUUGGAGAUAGGAUGCAGGUCAUGCUGCUUAGCGGCAGUAGGGAAGUGGUGGCAUCGGGAUACCGAAUGCUACGAUAUGCCAUUUCCGAUAUAGCCUCUCUUAAGAAAAUACGUAGCUUAAAUACCGACUUCAUGGUAGUCGUGUCUCUCGCCAAGGAUCGCAAGGCCGACGUGGAACGCGAGCAGGCUCUCAAGUUCGUCCGCGCUUUCUUGGAUGUGAAAGAUGGCGUUCGCGAGGUGUCCAGGGCCGUGGUUAGGACUAUAGCAGCAGUCGCCGAGCAAGUCGAAGAUCGGCUCCGGCCAAUCUGUAUCGAAACGCUCGCCGAAGUAUUGUUACGAGAUCCCGCGCUGCUUGUGGCGUCUGGCGGCUUGGUACCGUUGUCGGAGGCCCUCGCUGAGGGUACUUACAAGUCCCCCGAAUCCUUAUCCUCGGCUUUUCUCUACCUACUAGAUGCGCCACAUACACGGAGGUAUUUACGGGCCGGAUAUGAAUUAGAGGUUCUAUUUACGGCCUUCACCGAUGCUCUGUUCUCGUACGAAGGGGUUAUAAAACAAAAUUCAAGGGCAAUUGCUUCUGCCUUGAAGAGUUGGUCGGGGCUCAUGACCUUGUCCAUGUACAACUUCAGAGCGAUUGGCUCCUUGAUAUCGAGCCUGAUGCUGCCUAACCCGACGAUUCGGGACACCGUGAUGGAUUUGCUUUAUUCUCUCCUUCGUAUUAAACCCCCCGCGUGGGCCACAUCGUAUCUUGCAGGGCGACGUUUGACAACGUAUGGAAGAGUAACGACAUUGAAGUCUUCAACGUCGAGCAAGGACGAUGCAGUUUACGAAGAUGGCGGUGCGGAGCAAAACUUCGUAGAGCACUAUACGGCAUUGCUUCUAGCUAUAUUUAUCAAAGCGGGAAUGAUGCCGAACCUGCUCCAGGUUGCUCAAGGCACCGACGAUCCCAUGUUGAAGCGGAAAACAACUUUGCUCAUCGGCGAGACCCUCAAACUCGCGAGCAGAAUCCUCCCCCCUUCUUGGAGUAGCGAACUUCAGUUACUCCCCGAACUAUUCGCAGCUGCUUCGCACUUCCAAGACGAGGCGCAUUUCAAUGCGACCGGAAUCGUCUACCAAAUAAGUAGUGUAAGCCGGACGCUUUACCGGUCAUCUCCGACGGGUUACGCUCCUGGCUAUCUUCCCUCCAGCAGCAUGUUAGAGAAUAUGGGUCACGCAGAAGAAGCACCAAAGGCCAAUUUUUUAACUAACCCUGACGAUGCCACAUUCCGUCAGCUGCUGAUAGAUUCGGGAGUUCUCGGCCAUUCUAACCCUUCCAAAUGGGACUGGGAUGUCGUUUUGAAGAUAAUCGAAGGACCACUGAUGAAUGGUAAACGUUUAGAAGAAGCCAUCAAGGCAUCAAAAUUUGCAAAAAGGCUAGUAGGCUUUUAUCGGCCUUUCAAAUUCAAGUUUUCGGAGAUCAAGAGCACGCGAAAUACUCAAAAGUAUGUUAGGGUUGGCUGCGCACUAAUGCAUACGCUGCUCCAGACGGCGGAGGGAACAAAGUAUCUUGCGGAUAAUAAGCUGUUGAGACAAAUCGCUGAGUGCUUAGCUCAGUGUGAUCCGACCAGCGGUUUGACUGCGCAGUAUCCAAUGUUUUCGAGAGAUCGUCUCACAGAUACGCUGUGCGGUGGUUAUUUCCCUAUGAUCGGUGCUCUGAGCAGCGAUCCCAAGGGGUUGCAGAUGCUCGAGAGAUGGCGCAUCUUCAACAUGAUGUAUCAUAUCGUCGAUUUUAAGCAAAGACCAGAUCUCAUCAAGUUGCUUCUCAGUCAUCUUGACUAUAGUAUUCAUGGCCACCCGCGCGUGCUGCUAUCGAAGGCCUUGACAGCUGGCACAAAAGAAAUGCGAAUACAUAGCACUAACGUACUUCGUAAAUAUGCAACAAGGCAGCGAGUUACGCCAACAGGCCAAGUUAUCUCCGACUCCAAGUGGGCGAUUCAAUUACUUGUCACACAACUCUACGAUCCAGAAGUCGAGGUGUGUGCCACGGCCGUCAAGAUUCUUGAGAAGGCUUGCAAUAGUAAAGCCUUGCUAGAGUAUAUAGUGGAAUGCCGGCCUGCAUUGGACCACCUUGGCGAGAUUGGAGCACCUUUGCUACUCCGAUUUUUGUCCACCUCCAUCGGUUAUCACUAUUUGGAUGGUUUAGACUACAUAAGCAACGAAAUGGACGACUGGUUCCUCGGGCGCAACGAUACCUAUGUUAGUCUCAUCGAAGCUAGUCUAGCACGUUCUUUCAUCGAUACUCAAGAGGAUCAACCGCACCGCCUUAGUAUUUAUGAAGACGAUUUGGAUACAGACCAGGACAACCACGUACCGCCUCAUUUCUACCGAGAAUUGACACGCACAAAAGAAGGCUGUAAAUUACUCGAAGACAAGGGUCACUUCGAAGAGUUCGCCGCGACUAUUUGUGAAUACGGAAUGCAAUCUGACGAUCCUGAACUUAUCACAAAAGUUAAAGGCUGCUUAUGGGCAGUUGGAAACGUUGGCUCGAUGGAGCUCGGGGCUCCGUUCUUGGAAUCGACGGAUGUAGUAGAACAUAUCGUCAAGAUCGCUGAAUCUCAUGACGUGAUGAGUCUUCGAGGUACCGCAUUUUUCGUCUUAGGCUUAAUAUCGAGAUCUACGCACGGACUAGAGAUCCUCUCCGAACAUGGUUGGGAAUCAAAUACUACACCUCUCGGGAUGUCAUUAGGGCUUUGCGUUCCUAAGAAUCUUUCCAAAUUCUUCUCUUGCAAGCCCUGGAAACACGAGAUACCCGCGCACAUCGGAGUCUUAGAUACCCAGAAAACAGUGCUGGAACCGCCGCCUGUGGAAAUCGACGAACAGGACCCGACUAACCGACGCAUAUUGGAGCUCAUGACUGAGCUGGGCAAUAUGGUGCUCUAUAGGAAGGCUAAAGUCGAGCUGCUCCAGUUACGACAUAAAAAAGCUCCAGGAUUCCGGCAGCCUACCCUAUUCCGUAAGGUUCUAGCAUUGAUGGAAUGUCACCACUAUAGGCUGCCAGACCGGCAUCUGGUAAUCGAGUUAUUCGACAAGAGCGUCCUAAGACACAUCGUCUACGGCGAGGAAAGCAGCGACGAAUCAGCGAGCAGCUCAGGUGACGAGCAGAGGACAGAACGGCAAAGGAGCAUAAGCGAUCCCGCCGAGAUGGAGAGGAUAAUAGCUAGGGCCCAGAACUCGUCGAUAUAGCAUAGCAUUGCAUACCAGCUAAGACGAGGCGGGAAGGCAUCCGAGAGCAGCAAAUUCGGGAUUUUGGACAC
Messenger RNA from Daldinia decipiens, 4251 nucleotides. Its product is annotated as Rapamycin-insensitive companion of mTOR, N-term-domain-containing protein. The record is from RefSeq and is a predicted model, not a curated record. The coding region runs from base 188 to 4180 and encodes 1330 amino acids. The transcript is spliced from 2 exons. Lineage: Eukaryota; Fungi; Ascomycota; Sordariomycetes; Xylariales; Hypoxylaceae. Gene Ontology annotation, cellular component: TORC2 complex. Gene Ontology annotation, biological process: TORC2 signaling.